This is a messenger RNA of Symsagittifera roscoffensis, 1689 nucleotides long. RefSeq names its product gastric triacylglycerol lipase-like. The transcript is spliced from 10 exons. NCBI's taxonomy places the organism in Eukaryota, Metazoa, Xenacoelomorpha, Acoela, Convolutidae. The coding region runs from base 250 to 1455 and encodes 401 amino acids. Gene Ontology annotation, molecular function: hydrolase activity, acting on ester bonds. Gene Ontology annotation, biological process: lipid metabolic process. The record is from RefSeq and is a predicted model, not a curated record.
AAUAUCGUUACUUGGGCUGUCAGUAUUAAAGCAAUUGAUCGUUUGCGUAAUGGCAUAACCAUUGGUAACUCACAAGACAACCAGCUCACACCCGCUGUAAACAUGAACUAUAGUCAGUAACAUUGACAUAGAGUAAGUGGCCACUUCUUGCGUUCCAUACAUUUUUCUACAUAAAGUCAAUUUUUUUUGCGCAACUGACAGGCAAAUUUCAAUCUACAGCUGCUUUUAUCCCGCGCGAUAUUGGACAGAAUGGAAAUUGCGACAAGCUAUGCUCUUCUUUUUGCGGUCUACCAGAGUGUGAGCUAUGGACAUGAUCCUGACGUGUGGAAAGAUGCGUGUCAGCUUAUCACUUCAAAAGGAUAUCCUUGUGAGGAGCACCAAGUGACCACUGAGGAUGGUUAUAUCCUGACCAUGCACAGAAUACCCCACGGACACCCAACACCAGAACACCCAACAACCAUUCCUACAGAAAACCGGAGUGCAGUGGUGCUGAUGCAUUGUCUGGAGUGUGAUGCCACCAUCUUCAUCACCAACUUCCCCGACCAGAGUUUGGGGUUCAUUCUGGCUGACGCUGGCUAUGACGUGUGGCUGCCGAACGCGAGGGGUUCCAAGUACAGUCGCACUCACACCUCCCUCAAGCAGACCCAAUUCGCAUUCUGGGAGUGGACUUGGGACGAGAUUGCGUACUAUGAUCUACCUGCAGUUGUGGACUAUGUCACCCAAUUUGUGAAUCAGACCCAGAUUAACUAUGUCGGGUACUCACAAGGAACAAUGAUUGGUUUCGCCGGAUUCUCCUACAACUCUCAUCUGGCUGCCAAGGUCAAGUUCUUUGGCGCCCUGGCCCCGGUGGCACAGCUGGGUGGAGUGACCAGCGUGAUCAGAUACUUCACCGGGUUGGUUGAGAAGUUGCAGUGGGUGUAUCGUCUGCUGGGAUACGGACUGUUCUUCCCACCCACCAAACUGAUGAAUUUGGCAGAGGCACAGAUAUGCAGCAACGUCGACAUCCUCUUCAAGCCCGCCUGCACUGAGGUGUACUACUUGGUGGCUGGACAGGAGGACACACGCCAGCUGAACACUUCCAGACUGGAUGUCUACUUCAGUCACACACCCAGUGGAACCAGCACGCUAAAUGUGAACCACUAUGCACAGCAAGUAGACAGUGGAGUUUUCCAGGCAUACGACUGGGGAAGCAGACACAAGAACAACAAACACUACGGCACCCCCACUCCCCCCGUCUACAAUGCCUGGAACGUCACCAUCCCCACCGCCCUCUUCCACGGAAAACAGGAUGCCCUGGCUGACCCUCUGGACGUGGCGUGGUUAGAGAAGGAGUUGGGCCAUGUAGUCUUCAGCAGACAGUACGACCAGUUCAACCACCUCGACUUUGCAUGGGGUCUGGACUGUCGCUACUCCGUAUACCCAGACCUACUCUCUCAACUGGCCCAAUACAAUUGACCCAACAUUCCCAGAAAUAUAGAACAGUGAUUGAAAGCACUAAGUGGAACUGAAAAAGGAAACAUAGAAAAAACAUUUUCACAUUGCCUUUGAAGGCGUUGUGCAGUCAUUGGACAAAGAAAUUGAAGCUGUAAGAUCUUUGUUCCUCCAUACAAAACCUUCAAAAAAUAAGCGUUGAAAAAAAGCUGGUAUUGCUUCAUCUAACUUUUGCCAAUUGAAAACACUUUGCUUUAA